AAAUUGUGUUAGAGGUGUCAGUAAACAAACGCGCAUAUAUCUAGCGGCAUACCCCGAGGCGAGCGUCAGAAAGUAUCCAGACAGCAGACCUUAAACAGCUAUCCACCUAGAGUUGGUCAUUGCAUCACAUACAAGAAAAAUUAAACACCGUCAGAUAAAAGACCAGGUUAAGUGAGAUACCUACAUGUAUCUAGAUCGAGUAUAGAAAUUAUACAAAAUCCAUUAUUAAGAUGUCGAGCUACCAAGGAAGACUUAAAGGUCGGAUGCCAGAAGACGAUUAUGUGAAGGUGCGAGCUAAUUACACUGAUCUGUGUGAACAUAUCAAAGAACCAGUAAAACUUAGCACUAAAUUAUUUGAAAAAAACGUAUUCGACAUAGAUCAAAAGGAAGAAAUACAGAAACUUUUUAGGAACGCAGAAAAUGGUCGCUGGACAGCUGCUGACAAGUUACUGAUGUAUGUCUUAUCAAACUGUGGUGAUGCCUAUGGUAAAUUCAUCCAAUGUUUACGAGAACUAGGUUACAGAGAAAUCGUAAAUGUAUUAGAAAACACCACGAAUGGUAAAAAUAAAACCAACCUGAUGACAGAACAAGACAAGACAAGACAUCACCUAGAAGACUUACAUAAAGAUCACGACCUUACUAAACAGGAAUUAGAGAACCUGAAGAAACAGAUGGAAACAUUGAAAACAAGGCAAGAUGAAGAUUCUAAACAGAUGUUGAAGAAAAUCGAAAAGAGAGAACAUGAACUAGAAACAUACAAAAAACAAACUGAAGAGAAAGAAGCUCUGACAAAGAAGAGAAUUGAUGAGUUGGAGAAAUGUAUUAAAACUCUUAAUCUAAAUGAGAAAGAUACCAUUCAGCCACAUUUAUUACCUGGUACUUUGUCUGGUAAUACAAGUGAUACCCCACAUGAUACUUUGUCUGGUAAUACAAGUGGUACCUCAGAUGAUAAUUUGUCUGGUAAUACAAGGGAUACCUCAGAUGGUACUUUGUCUGGUAAUACAAGUGAUACUUCAGCUAAGAAAAAUACACGUCAACAACAACAACAACAAUUAUUUAAAGCCUGUCGACAUGGUACUUUGGAUGAUAUAAAAAACAUGGUGAACAUAGAUGUUAACGUCAGAGACAAGUGGGACCAGACACCGUUAUUUGACUGUUGUGGAUCAAGUGUAAGUCCUGUAGAUAAAAUAAAAUAUCUAGUCAGUCAUCAGGCUGAUAUUAACGCUAGAGACAGUGAUAAUAGUACCAUCUUACACUGGGCAUGUAUGAAUGGUACUUUAUCUACAGUACAAUAUCUUGUUGAUGAUUUACACAUGAAUGUUAAUACAACAGGUCGUUACAACCGUACACCGUUAUUUUACUGUUGUAUGUCAAGUGUAAGUCCUGUAGAUAAAAUAAAAUAUCUAGUCAGUCAUCAGGCUGAUAUUAACGCUAGAGACAGUAAUAAUACUACCAUCUUACACCUGGCAUGUCUAUUUAGUACUUUAUCUACAGUACAAUAUCUAGUUGAGUGUUUACAUCUAGAUCUACAUGUCAAGAAUAAAGGUGGUCAAACAGUUCUAGAUUAUUGUAGGACAUUAGACACUGAACAAGAUGAAAAGAUAAAAUAUAUCACAGAUCAAAUGAAAUUAAAAUAAACAAGUUAUAAUAAUUCGUGUAAACUAGUCAACAUAAUGUUAUUGUCUCUAGUCAUACAAUUUACAGUUUUAUUGUCUCUUGUCAACAGUUAAAACUACUGAUGACGUAUUAUACUGUCUCUAGUCAACUACUGAUGACGUAUUACACUGUCUGUAGUCAACAGUUAAAACUACUGAUGACGUAUUACACUGUCUCUAGUCAACUACUGAUGACGUAUUACACUGUCUGUAGUCAACAGUUAAAACUACUGAUGACGUAUUAUACUGUCUCUGGUCAACAGUUAAAACUACUGAUGACGUAUUACACUGUCUGUAGUCAACAGUUAAAACUACCGAUGACGUAUUACACUGUCUCUGGUCAACAUUUAAAACUACUGAUGACGUAUUAUACUGUCUCUAGUCAACUACUGAUGACGUAUUAUACUGUCUGUAGUCAACAGUUAAAACUACUGAUGACGUAUUACACUGUCUCUAGUCAACAGUUAAAACUACUGAUGACGUAUUUGUAUUUUAUCUACAGGACUAAUACUGUGUAUAUAUUUAUUGUUUAUUUUAUUGUUUAAUUUAUUUAAAAUGUCUUCAAUAUUUUUUUUGUAUAUAUUUAUUUUCAAUUAAAAAUACUGUUUACAAAAA
Molecule: messenger RNA, 2270 nt
Organism: Patella vulgata (common limpet)
Lineage: Eukaryota; Metazoa; Mollusca; Gastropoda; Patellidae
Product: putative ankyrin repeat protein RF_0381
Exons: 6
Coding region: 231-1637 (468 amino acids)
Biological process (GO): regulation of apoptotic process
Molecular function (GO): protein binding
Source: RefSeq, a predicted model, not a curated record